AGAACUCCCUCUGAGUCGGUCUCGAGGAGCUAGUCUGAGCGUAUUUCUACUUGUUGUUUUGAAACCGUUAAACACCGACCGGAGGCAUUGAGUAGAAGAUGGCGGAUGUUGAAGGCGAUGAAAUUAAGUCGGCUCUCCCUUCGGCUUCCCGUAAUGGACCCGCUGCAGGUUCGGUAGUCGGUAUCGGAGUCCAAAAUGCUACCCAAGUGACGUCAGGUCCACGAAUGGUUAGAAUUGUAAAGUCGGAAUCAGGAUAUGGAUUCAACGUUCGUGGACAAGUUAGCGAAGGAGGACAACUGCGAAGCAUCAAUGGGGAAUUGUACGCACCUCUUCAGCAUGUCAGUGCUGUUUUGCCUGGAGGGGCAGCGGACCGAGCUGGCAUAUCAAAGGGUGACAGGAUUCUGGAGGUUAAUGGUGUGAGCGUGGAGGGGGCCACCCACAAGCAGGUGGUGGAUCUGAUCCGGGCUGGGGAGAGGGAGCUGGUGCUUUCUGUGCUGUCUGUGCCGCCCCAGGAGGCAGAUGGUCUUGAGGCCGGGGAUGAGAGCGCCGCCCAGCUCAGCUAUGACUACAGCGACAAGCAGGCCGUGCCCAUUUCCAUCCCCACCUUCAAGCACGUGGAGCAGCACGCCGAGAGGUUUGUGGUGUACAACGUGUACAUGUCGGGCAGGCAGCUGUGUUCCAAGCGCUACCGGGAGUUUGCUAUCCUGAACCAGAACCUGAGGAGGGAGUUUGCCAGUUACACCUUCCCCAAGAUCCCAGGGAAGUGGCCCUUCUCCCUGUCUGAGCAGCAGCUGGACACACGCCGCAGGGGCCUGGAGGAGUACCUGGAGAGAGUUUGUUCAGUACGGGUGAUUGGUGAGAGUGACAUCAUGCAGGAAUUCCUUUCUGAAUCAGAUGAGAAUUACAAUGGCGUUUCAGACGUGGAGCUGCGGAUAGCCCUGCCAGACAAGACCAUCAUCUCUGUCAGGGUGCGCAAGAACAGCACAACUGAUCAAGUCUACCAGGCUUUAGUGAUGAAGGUUGGUAUGGACAGCAUCAUGGCCAGCUACUUUGCCCUCUUUGAAGUCAUCAAUCACUCCUUUGUGCGAAAACUGGCCCCCAACGAGUUUCCCCACAAGCUGUACGUGCAGAACUACACGUCAGCCGUGCCGGGCACCUGUCUGGCCCUCCGCAAGUGGCUUUUCACCUCUCAGGAGGAGGAACUUCUCAGGGACAACCCGCUGGCCAUCCACUAUUGCUUCCACCAGGCAUUGGAUGACGUGAAGAAGGGAUUCAUCAAAACAGAAGACACUUCUUACCAGCUGACGAAACUGGCAGAGCAGCGCAAGAUGGCCAUGUACCUGAGUCUGCUGCGCUCCUGUGAGGGCUACAACGAGGUCAUGUUCCCCCACUGCGCCUGUGACUCCCGGAGGAAGGGCCAUGUCAUCACGGCCAUCAGCAUGCACCACUUCAAACUGCACGCCUGCACAGAGGAUGGCACGCUUGAGAACCAGGUGAUAGCGUUUGAGUGGGUGGAGAUGCAGCGCUGGGACACUGACGAGGAGGGCAUGGCGUUCUGCUUUGAGUACGCCAGGGGGGAGAAGAAACCUCGCUGGGUCAAGAUCUUCACACCAUACUUCAACUACAUGCAUGAGUGCUUCGAGAGGGUCUUCUGUGAGCUCAAGUGGAGGAAACGGGUUGAAGAGGAGGCCUCUGACAAAGACAACCAGAACUGCAGUAACAACGUAGGUAAGAAUGAGUGGGAACAGAGCGAAGUUGGUCGUCUCCUUAGGCGAGGUGUACAGGAGCACACAUACAGGUGUAUGCUUAUGAGCAUAAAAGAACAGCAGCCAUGUGGUCCAUAUCAAGGUCACUUCCUUCCCAGGCACAAAGAUGAAUAAUCCCAGACUGACAGAAUAUCUCCCUGCUCUGGAGACACAGAAGGGAUGGCGCCAUCUAGGGGGCGAGAUCGCUACAUCCUAAAUACUCCCACCACCAGAACCAGAAUCGGUCCACUCACGCCAUCACAGCCACAACCGAGAUUGACAUCUGCAAAAGAAACAAAAAAAAACUAAGAGUACUUAGGCGAUCCACUCCCCAAAUGACAACUGGAAACUGAUUUUAAAAUCACACAAACCCAGGAAUUCUCAGAUAGAUGACGAGCAAUGAAGGAAAAAAAACAUUAAUGUCAUUACUAGAUGUUCAUAGAAUAGCAUAUACUUUUUCCUCCAUGCAUCACCCCUCCGACAUGGGGCGGGACACUAGCUGAGUUCUGCCACCCCACUGGUUGAGGAAACAGAACAGUACAGUUCGAUUGGUCAAUGUUCACAGCAGUCUGCGGCACCAUUGGACGAAGAGAACUCCUUAAUUCAGCGAGGAAGCCAGCCGACAUCUGCGACGUGAUUGUGACGGCCAGCUCUGCUGUACGUUUGGUCCGGGCCAAUGCUUUCAAUGUGCCUCUGGUCUACUGAACUACAAGCUGACAUGCUGGGAAACAAAAUGGAGGGUGGGCGGGCGGGACACCAUUGUCACUGGCAAUGGUUUUCCCUGAUGCUGGACAUUAUCAGAUGGAUUAGGUUUUCUGGAUAAGGGGGGAUAAGAAACAAAAGGUUAUCCGUCAAAAGCUGCAGGCUAUAAAAACAGUUGUUGCACAAUAUAAGCUCCCAGUAAUUAGUUGUGUGGUUAACUUAACAAAUUAAUGGCAGCUUAUCUAUAUGUGUGUGUGCAACUCUAUUUUUAUAGCCUAUAGUUUACUCGCCGUUAGUCAGCACAUCUUCUAAUUUUUUGGGCACCAGCUUAUGCUUUUCAAAAGCAUAGGAAACAAAAGUAACUGACUGGAGAUGCAAGGGGUUAUUGUGUUUUGUUCAUAAAAACAAUACAGCUAUGCUUUAGAAAAACCUGCUAAAGUGAUAUAUUAAUAUAAGAGCUCAACUAAUUCCUUAUUCUAACCGUGUGGAAAACUUCCUUCUUGGCUUCUCAUUCUUGCUCUAUUUUUCACAUUUUCUAACCUUUCUAACACACUCUAGUCUAGACUGAUGUCUGUUGGCAGUUCACCACCAAAAGAGUGAACAUUUUAUCACCUUAAAAUGUUUGUGGUGAUUCAGCAGAAACUCCAAGUUCGGAGGUAAAAUUGUGUUUUUCAUCAAAGUGGUGUUGCCAUCUAUUGAAGGAAGUCGGGGUUUGACCUUGUGAACUAAACGUUCAGAGAAACUAGAAACCAGCUAUUAUUUCCCCCACUCUGAGUAUUGAUCAGCAAACAGACAGGGAUGGAAGUAGUGUGUUGGGUGCAGUGCCUAUCGCAGCCAGCAGAGAGCGGUAGAGUACUACUAAAGUACUAUGUACUACUGAGUCAGUAUUCAGCAGACAUGACAGAGAUUGCUCCGCUGGGCAGUGUAAAUCAACCACUAAGUACUGCUCUACAGUUUGACCAUUACCCGUGUGUGUGCACCAGUGUGUGUCUGUGUAUAAGUGGGACCAUGGCCACAGUUAUGAUGCACGUUGUCUCUCUGCCCCUCAUUGCACCUUGUCUAACCAAACGGUCACAGUAUUAAGGUGGCGUGAGCAUGCGUCUCCAGGGGCAUAUUCAUUACGCCGAUUCUGUUGCAAAACCUGUCUUAAACGGAAUGAAACUGGGAGGGACCUACCUGAAUUUGGUGGAUAGAGAUCUAUAUACUUUCUCUGUUUUGGUUUGGAAACGGUCUCCGUAAUGAAUAGACCCCAGUGUUACCCUCAGUAUUGUUAAGGCAGUAGGCAUGAUUAGGAUGUGAUAUAUGGGGGUUUAGGUUUUGAGGCAGCAGAUAAAGACCAGGGCGGAGUCCCAAAUCGCACCAUAUUCCUGAUGUAGUGCACCUCUUGAUGGCUCUGGUCAAAAAGUAGUGCACUACAUAGGCAAUACGGUGCCACUUGGGACAGAACACAGAGAGGGUUGUGCAGGGUGACAGCUGUGCAGAUAGAUGGAUGGGAGGCAUUUCCCCUAGUGAGCGCCGCCUUGCAGCCUUUUCAAGCUGUGUAAGGUUAGCUCACACCUCUUCUAUGCCUCAGCCCCUCUCUCUCCUGUCCCUCUCUGUAGCAGAAACUAUGUUUAAAUAAAGGAUAUUACUGAAGUUUGACAGGUGUAACAUUUUACCAUUCUUAAUUGAAUGGUUCUGCACUGCUUGCCUUCCGAAAGGAGAAUAACCAAUGACAAACGCUACACUAGCAUUUCCGCUAUAAACACCACAGCUGCAUUCUGAAAGAAAUGCUAAAGAUGUGCAAUUGAGGUGCUGCCUGUUCGUUUUGACAGCCAGUUUAGAGAUGGAUGACAUAAAGAACGUGUGUGUGAUUUUUGAGAGGGGGGAGAGGGACAACGAGCAGGUGUGUGUGUGUGUGUGUGUGUGUGUGUGUGUGUGUGUGUGUGUGUGUGUGUCCGUCCGUUCUGCGUGCCAGUGUUCCGUUCUUCCACUCCAGGUUGGUCUGCCAUCAGACUAGAUGUGGUUGCCUUAGCAGCACUACGCUGUGUGAGCAUGCCCAGUCUCGCCCCAGACCGCAUAACAAAACUGACUCACUCACUCACUCACCCUUAUAACGUAUUCAUGUUAAUGUUCUUUAAUGUUUGAUGUCGUCGCGAUGGUAUCUGUUCUUGUGGGGAAAAAAGCCUUUGACAGACUUCGGUCUACGUCCCUAGGCUGUAGCAGGUGCUGUCUGUUGGCUCUCAUACCCUGGAAGUACAGGGGCGCAUGCAUACAAAUUCACAUACACAGGUGCACACACUUGUAUGUGGAGUGGGUUGUCAGUGGUCCAUCGUCAUGGUUACAGGGAGUAGGAGCCAGUGAGAUGCCGGGGAUGCUAAGAUGUUGUCUUUGUGACUCAUUUGUUCCGAGCUUUAAUAACGCUAGUCACCUGUGCUUACUUUGCUGCAUCUCUAUAAUGUCAGUUGUAAGAGAGUGAUCAUGUCUCCCCGAUCGAAUGUAUUUCAAAAGGUCUUUCACCCCUACCUUUUUGUUUGCAGUAUUAUUAAAAGGUCAGUGUCCUCUGAUAGCAGCUUGACACUGUUGUUGUAGAUUCAGCCACCACUACAUUAAUAUAAGAGUGAAAAAACGGGGCCACGUUCAGUAGCCAAACUCCUUAUUCUACAUGUCGGAAGGGGUGUUUGUUCUACAUUUUUAUAUCUGAACGUUCCAAAAUGUUUUGCCCUGUUGAAAGCACCCUGGCAUUAAAGGAUAGCACACGCUUCUUAACACUUGAGCUAGGCAUUCUAAACGACUAACUAACAUGGUGUAAAUGCUGUUUUCCGACUGUUAGCCUUCUUUGUGUAGGUAAAACAUGGAUUUCUGUUCUUUACGUUUCACAUGAGCAGGGCUUUUGUUCCAUGUCAAGUACAGUAGGCAACAUUAAAACCUAGACAUGUUUAUAUUUUGUCUUCAGCAUAACUUGUAAAUGAUUCCUAAAAAUGUCCUUUGGAUAAAAAUGCACUCUCUCUCAAUUGAAAACUUUAAUUUAUUUCAGCAAAUUAUUAAAGCUGUGGGAAAUCAUAGUGUAGUGUCCUAGUACUACUGUAGGGUAUUUGGGGAAGCAAGACUAAAGACUAAAACUAAAAACAUGAAUAAACAACUGAUACUGUAACACAAAAUGGAACGUUUUUUUAUAUCUUAAAAUAUAUGAAGGUUUAAUAACCAAUAUAAAAAGGAAAAAAUAUUACAGGUUUGGAAAUGUCAUGUAGAGAAACAUUGUAACAUUAUUUUAAAUAAAAUGAUAUUGAAGAAAAA
Molecule: messenger RNA, 5723 nt
Organism: Salmo salar (Atlantic salmon)
Lineage: Eukaryota; Metazoa; Chordata; Actinopteri; Salmoniformes; Salmonidae
Source: RefSeq, a predicted model, not a curated record